AAUAUAUUAAUAGCGGGUAUUAUAAAGAUUAGCUUCGGCCUAGGUAAGGAAAUCGUCGCCCUAAGUACGGUAGAAAUAGAGACGUAUUUUAGAAUAAUAACUUUUUAUAUUUUACUUAUUAAUACCCUAUUCUUUUUAUAUUUAAAAAAUAUAGAUUAA
Colletotrichum lupini is the source of this 159-nucleotide messenger RNA. RefSeq lists its product as uncharacterized. The annotation marks the transcript as partial. NCBI's taxonomy places the organism in Eukaryota, Fungi, Ascomycota, Sordariomycetes, Glomerellales, Glomerellaceae. The transcript has a single exon. The record is from RefSeq and is a predicted model, not a curated record.